CAGGACUCGACCGACGACAAAGAUGUGGAGCUUUCUUCUCGUGUUCUCGGCUGCGAUCGCCUGGUCAGCUUCAUCACCAGCCUGGCGACCUUGUGGCGACUUCCCGUGGGGCUUCCCGUGGAGCUGUGACGACUACUACAAUGCCUUCUCACACGUCGGAGAGCUACAAGGACGAUGUACUGUGCGCUGUCCCGUGGAGGACGACAUGUUGGUUGGUCCACCCUAUCGUGCGAAUGACGUGAUCGACGACGGAGCGUACUACUGCAAUGUGGGUAACAGCACAUGGAUGGGAAUAGAACCCGUGUGUCUGGGUCACUACGACAACUCUACCGUGAUCACCAGCGGCUCCAAUAGGAUCCGGUUGGUGGGAGGAGAGUUCUACGGCUGUGUGGAGCUGUACGACGACGUCACGCAGCAGUGGGGGCCUGUCAGGGGGUGGGACAUAUUUUCCUAUUCGCCUACUCAUUACGAAGCUAGGAUGGCCUGGGCCGACUUGGCUUGUAGAAACUUGGGCUUCAGGGAGGGGCUUGCCACAGCCGCAUAUAAGUUAUCAAAUGGAUUCGUCGACGUCAGUUACUCAUGGCUUCCCCCUCUCCCAUAUCACUACCAACCGUCCUACCCCUCCACUGUCCCCAAGUUCAUCGUGUCCCAGUCCCUUCCCCAGGGGGAGGGGGCGACUCUGUAUGACGCCAUAGACGGGGUGGUGCGGGGACCCUGUCCGUCUUACGACGAUGACUGUAGCAAUGACUACUACACCAUGUGUCUGGCCUGUGCAGGAGAACAGGACCACGAUGUUCAAACAUACCCACCCCCACCAGAGACGACAACAGACGCGCCCGGACCACCGCCAAACGGUUGUGAAUACGAGGGGCAGUUCUACCCAACGGGAGCUAUAAUACAUGAGCGUCCAGGCUGUUACGGGUACAUUAUAUUCUGUGAAUACGGCGACAUAGGUAUUGGGGACUACUUUGGAUUCGGGUGUUGCGAGUACAACGGACGGGACUAUGAAGACGGGGAAACCAUCACCAGACCGGACGGUGUGAUCUGUCGCUGUGAGGGGGACGACAAUUUGGAAUCUGUUCCCAUGACCUGCGAAGAAACAACACCACCGCCGACAACACCGCCGCCGACAACACCGCCGCCGACAACACCGCCGCCGACAACACCACCGCCGACAACACCACCGCCGACAACACCACCGCCGACUACACCACCGCCGACUACACCACCCCUGACAAAACCACCGCCGACAACACCACCGCCGACGACACCGCCGAAGACAACACCACGCGGUUGCGAGUACAAUGGACAGUACUAUGAAGACGGAGAGACCAUCAUCACAGCUGACGGGGUGACCUGUUACUGUGAGGGGAGCGACACUUAUGAACCUGCCCCCAUGUUCUGCGAAGUGUCUUUAAGCCAAGAAUGUUACCAGUUCUCGUCCACCGCUCUAACCCAUCAAGAGGCGUCACAUGCCUGCAGCACCGAUGGCGGCCGCUUGGUGGACGUGAGAGACGACCAGCAGCAACGUUUCCUCGCUGACAUGAUCGCGGCCUCUACAGGCGCUUCCAGCUGGCUCGCCAUGAAAACUGCACCCACAGAAAUUCUCAACAGUGACGGAUCAGCUGUUUCAGAGCAACUUCAGUGGUCUUCAAGUGAACCAGCCACUCCCUGUGACCUGUGUGUUCUCCUGGACAGCUCAGACAGCUUUCUGGCCCUAACAGCACCGUGUACGGAACAGCACAACUACGUCUGCCAGUCCGCUAAGGUGCCGUGUGAACCAAACGUGUGUCAGAACGGCGGAAACUGCACCUCCUGCUUCAACGGCUCCAGCACCUUCUGCGACUGUCCUGAUGGGUUCGAGGGCGAGUUCUGUGAAAUCAACAUUGACGAGUGUGCCUCCGAUCCGUGUCAAAAUGGCGGAACCUGUCAGGACAGGAUCAACUCCUACAGCUGCAGCUGUCCUACAGGAUUCGAAGGGGACCACUGCGAAUCGGACAUAGACUGGUGCUCCCAUGACCACGUCCAGUGUCCGUUCGGCUGGUCCUGCCGGGAUGACAUUUCUUCCUUUGAAUGCUACGAUCCUAACCCCAUCGUUCGAAGGAGCCCUUACGAGUGCAGCAGCGCCUCCUGUCCAGUGGGCAUGUACUGCACUGAGAAGGGUGCCGCAUCUUUCUACUGCACCGCUGAGUGACGUCAGAGUAUGACCCUUCUUAACAGCUCAAGGCUGACGCGCUUUCAGAACUAAGCUUCGCCUUGAUACUGAUUUUGAUUAAAGAUAAUAGAUCAAUCGGAUUCUUAGGUUUUUGUCAUUUGACUUGUCUCUGGGGGACGUACUAAGUUCUUCAUAGUAAUUGUUAUGGUUAUGCUGUCGACAUUACCCUCAAAAUAACGGUUGUCAAUUUGUAAUACCCACAUAAAAAAAACUCCAUGCAGAUUUAUCCGUUGCAUAAGACAGUAUUAAAAUCCGGCCAAGCAAUGUCUAAUCCAACAAUUGGACAAUGCUAUUAGAAAUAGCGAAUGGCUGGCUUUUAAUAUUGUUUUAAGCCGCUGGCAAAUAUGCUUGAUUUAUAUAGACACUGUUUGGCCAACUGUUUUAACUGCCCUGUCUUUGGUAGAUCUGCUUGAAGAUUAAUAACUUAAAGCAAUAUCACCACAUUACACCUGUAUAAAUUGUUGCAUAUUCUUGAGUCAUGUGGCCAAAGCACGUCUGUAUCAUAUAUCCUCUACCACCACACGGUAAAAAAAAAAUACACAAUGAGUAAAAAAAAACCAACUCAAAUAGUAUUGAGAUUCAUGAUUGUGUAUUCAAGAGCAAACAAAAAAGAAAAUUGAACAGCAACUCAUUAUGAGAACAAAGUUGUUUUACAGAUACCAUGAUUUAAGUCAUUGCACAUAAAACAUAUUGUUUUAACAAUAUUUUGGCACACAAUCAGAUAAAAUAAAAUGCACACAGCUCACAAUUAUUUGGCCCACAAUGUGUAUGAAGAUACAGGCUGAACAAAAGAGAGUGUCAUCUUUAAGGAAUAGUCAUUCAAAAAAGUAAAGACUUUUAGGAAAGUUUAAGAAUAAAAAUUUCGUUCUUAUAACUUCAGUCAAUAAUCCUGUCAGUGAGCUUCAAAAUAAGCAGAAACAAGCAGCAACAGCACUAAAUUCUAGUGGCAAUGAAGAAGAGUAAGGGAUGUUACCUGAAAUGUCUGGAGGUAAACCUCCAUUAUUAUCCAGUUGUAGAGAUUGAAUUGAAUUUGAAUAUUGUUUACCUGGAUGUCUAACUUUUAAAGCAGCAACAGCAGUUUGCAUAAUAUGAUGCUUCCAACAAACUUUUUUGAUCCCCAAACAUUAAAUUUUAUAGGGAAAGCUAAACCAUGUUCAAAAAGUCUGCUGUCAAAAGUCCUUUCAUCUGUAAAUCUAAGAUGGAAUUGGUUAUCUGUAAAAUUUGUCCAAUAUCUCACCACAAAAUCAAACUAUAGCACUUAAAUUAUCAUUCCUUUCAGAAAUCAUGAUCAUAUAUUGUCGCUUGGAAAAACACCUAUCACUAAAAGUUGCAUUGCUUUUGCAUUUCUUCUAGCCUUAUGAAUUGUUGCAAAUGAAACUAAAAGUUAGUGCACCGUUUGAUGGCACAAGCACCAUUACAUACACAAUAAAGUCAUUAUCAAGUUGUUCAUAUAUAUGCAAAUUCAAUAGAACAUAUCCACAAUUAUGUGAAUAAUUUGCUAUUUACAAGAAUCUUCACAAUGAAAGUAAAUGUUACUCUUUCAAGUUACUUACAAUCGAGUGCGAAUCCUUAUCAACUUUGCAAUCAAAUAUGUUUCCUUAUAUUAAUGUAAAUGCAUUAAUUAAUAAAUACAAUUCAUAGUUCUCCUCUGUUGUAACUUUAAAGAUACGACAUGCUGCAAACAUGAUUCUGUACUUUUAACUAUUUUAUGAAUUACAUGUAAGGAGAUGAAAAUGAAAGACAUUGGUUUAACAAAAAUUCCUUAAAAACCUUUAAGACAAUAAAGUGACAGAAAUAAGCAAGUUUUGCUUAUAAUAAGUCUUUAUGAUCUCUUUAAGAUUUCUAAGUGGCCUAUGUCACAAAUUUGACUUAUAUUGACAUUUUCUGCAAAAUUUUCUUGACCUUUAUAAGGCUGAUGUCACAUUUUCAAACCUGGGCCCGACAGGGCUUUUUGUGGAAAUUAAAAAUAGAAAUCUGUUGUAAUCAAUAAUUCUACAAAUAAUGCCCAUAACGACUCCCUUUACGUGUUGUAUAGUGUGAUGCCUUUUAUAUCAUACUUUCCAUUCGCAAAAGCUGCCUGGCAGGGCCCCGGUUACGAACUAUGACAAAGGCCUAAGUACUGUAAAUGCAUUCAAGUUCACGGGGAUUUGAUUUUGUGGUAGUACCAUGCACUGUAGUCUCUUACUGUCAUGGGAAAAUAUUUGAGGUGGUUGUAAGUUUGUGGUGAGCCGACCACCAUGAAAACCGCAAACAUUAAACCAACGCAAAAGUUUCUGCAUUUACAGUAAGUGGCUGAAAAAUCAGGCUUCACU
Molecule: messenger RNA, 4527 nt
Organism: Branchiostoma floridae (Florida lancelet)
Lineage: Eukaryota; Metazoa; Chordata; Leptocardii; Amphioxiformes; Branchiostomatidae
Product: delta and Notch-like epidermal growth factor-related receptor
Exons: 13
Coding region: 23-2194 (723 amino acids)
Biological process (GO): heterophilic cell-cell adhesion; establishment or maintenance of epithelial cell apical/basal polarity
Cellular component (GO): protein-containing complex; plasma membrane
Molecular function (GO): calcium ion binding
Source: RefSeq, a predicted model, not a curated record